AGACAGUUACAAAACAGAGAACAACAUGAAAACAUCGCUGUUAUUUUUCGCUGUAAUAUUACUAGCCCAAAAUGGGCAGAGUGCCAAUAUUUUAGGCGUAUUUCCCAUGGGGGCUAGUAGCCACUACAUUCUAGCCUCGAAACUGAUGUUGGGAUUGGCUGAAGCUGGGCACAAUAUCACUUUUAUUAGUCCAUAUGAGUUCAAAACUCAACCGAAGAAAGGUUCGAUAACAAAUUUGGUGUUGGAAGGUGCAGGAGAUGAGUUUCAAAAGGUACUCAAAGCAUCAAACUUGUUCGAGCAAAACAAACAAAACAGCUUGUUAGGCGUGAUCGACAUGAAUAGCAAGUUCUUACGUUCCGUAAAUAACACUUUAAAUGACAAAAAAGUCAACGAACUCUUAAAAUCCGACCAGAAAUUUGAUGCUGUCAUCAUGGAACAAUUCUCUAAUGACGCCUUAAAAGUAUUUGCUUAUUUAUAUGACUGCCCUUUGAUUAUACUGAAUAGUGUUGGACCUAAUAACUUAAUCAACCCUACAGUUGGCAACCCUGAGGAAAUAUCCUACAUCCCUAAUAUGCUGGUUAAAGCUAGCCAUAACAAAGUGAUGACUUUCUUUGAAAGAAUCAAAAAUCUGCUCGUUCAUGUUAUCUCCGUUCAAAUGAACAACUAUAUCUUUUUUCCACAACAAAACGAAGUGCUUCAUCGUAGAUUCCCAGAUGCUCCAGAAGUAACAGAUCUGUAUCUUAAUGCUUCCUUGGUGCUUCUAAACUCGCAUUCAAGCGUGUCUCCUGCACAACCUCUCGUACCAAACAUGGUAGAGAUUGGAGGAUACUUCAUUGACCCCCCUAAGAAGUUACCGAAAGAUUUGCAAGAGUUUUUGGAUAAUGCUAAGGAUGGUGCGAUCUAUUUUAGCAUGGGUUCGAAUUUGAGGAGUAAAGAUAUUACUGCGGAGAGGAAGAAGAUUAUUUUGAAGGUUUUGGGUGAAUUGAAGCAGAAAGUUAUUUGGAAAUUCGAGGAAGAGUUGCCUGGAAAGCCUGAUAAUAUACUUAUAAAAAGUUGGUUGCCUCAACAAGACAUUUUAGCACAUCCAAAUAUUAAACUCUUUGUAACGCACGGAGGACUUUUAAGUAUAACCGAAACAAUCUACCAUGGAGUACCCAUUCUUGCCAUUCCAAUCUUCGGCGACCAGCCCAUGAAUGCUGAAAUAGCCCAAUCCGCUGGGUAUGGUCUAAAACUGUCCUACACAGAAAAAGACUUCACAGAAGAGAAAUUUAGCCAUGCCCUUGACGAAAUCCUUUAUAAUCCCAAGUACAGGGAUACAGCUCAAAAGAUUUCGAAGCUUUUCCACGACAGACCAAUGAAACCUAUGGAUACUGCAGUUUAUUGGGUGGAUUAUGUUAUAAGAAAUAAAGGUGCGGGACAUUUGAGGGUAGGGAGCAUACACCAGAAGUGGUAUCAGUAUCAUUUGGUGGACAUGAUAUUAUUUUUAUUGCUCUCAUUAAUAGUAUUUGUAAACAUAGUUAAGUUUGUAUUAGUGAAGGUAUUUAAGGCUGUUAGAGAUAGAAUUAUAGGAAAAACUAAAGUAAAAGCUCAGUAGAUAAUA
This is a messenger RNA of Sitophilus oryzae (rice weevil), 1600 nucleotides long. RefSeq names its product UDP-glucuronosyltransferase 2C1-like. The record is from RefSeq and is a predicted model, not a curated record. Gene Ontology annotation, molecular function: UDP-glycosyltransferase activity. The coding region runs from base 26 to 1594 and encodes 522 amino acids. The transcript has 3 exons. Lineage: Eukaryota; Metazoa; Arthropoda; Insecta; Coleoptera; Curculionidae.